Messenger RNA from Scomber japonicus (chub mackerel), 2310 nucleotides. RefSeq names its product solute carrier family 37 member 2 (gene slc37a2). The record is from RefSeq and is a predicted model, not a curated record. NCBI's taxonomy places the organism in Eukaryota, Metazoa, Chordata, Actinopteri, Scombriformes, Scombridae. Gene Ontology annotation, cellular component: endoplasmic reticulum membrane. Gene Ontology annotation, molecular function: glucose 6-phosphate:phosphate antiporter activity. The coding region runs from base 548 to 2038 and encodes 496 amino acids. The transcript is spliced from 18 exons. Gene Ontology annotation, biological process: glucose-6-phosphate transport; phosphate ion transmembrane transport.
CCACGUGGUCCAAGAGAGGCUCCGUCUGGAAAAUCUCGUGGAAUAACACUUACCUUAAACGCUAAUAUUGUCAUCACUUUUCCAUUCAUAUUUGACGCCUUUUUUUAUUUUUGUAUACUUUUUUUUACUCUGACGGCCUAUCGCGGCUGCACAGAGGAAGGUUGGCUCUCCUGACCGCCGUAUUUAACCCCACAGCCUCACAGUAUGGAGAAGUGCUGGAUGUUUACGGACUGUGUCUCCGAACAGGACGCUUCAAAACCGAAACUGCUUUACUCCCAUAGUAGCUAGCGUCUGCUUUUUUACCUUUAUUUAACCGGCUUUUAACGUUUUAAAUUAUUCUCGGUACUACAAAAUCAAGUAAGCGUGUCUAUCAUCCAUAUCUAUCUAUUCAUACUAACCAUUAAUAAGCAGUGGGUUAUCUUCUCCUGCUUCUACAUCUAAAGUUAGUCGGAUACAAGCACACAAAGUUAGUCGGAUACAAGUAAAAUGCCUGAAACCAGUUUUUAAGUUUUUUCUCUGUGAAGUUUUACAACGUUUUGGUCCAAAAAUGAAGGCAUCCCAGGCUCCCGGCAUACGUCUUAUCACGUCUUUUUCUCGAGAUAGUUGGUAUCGAAGUUUUAUUCUUUUCCUCACCUUCCUCUUCUACACUGCCUACCAUCUCUCACGGAAACCUAUCAGCAUUGUAAAGAGUGAACUGCACAAAAACUGCUCCACUGUUAUUCGGCCACCAGAUCUUAACAUAACCAAUAAUGCCACCUGGUGUGACUGGGCACCCUUUGACCAGGACAACUAUCAAACCCUAUUUGGGGUCUUGGAUAACUCCUUCCUGGUUGCCUAUGCCAUCGGCAUGUUUUUCAGUGGGAUAUUUGGAGAGCGCCUGCCUUUGCGGUACUACCUGAGUUUUGGGAUGCUGAUGAGUGGAUUGUUCACAUGUCUGUUUGGCCUUGGUUUCUACUGGAACAUUCAUUCUUUGUGGUACUACGCCGUCAUCCAGGUCAUGAACGGACUGAUGCAGACCACCGGAUGGCCAGCAGUGGUGGCUUGUGUCGGCAACUGGUUCGGAAAGGGGAAGCGAGGGUUCAUCAUGGGUGUGUGGAACUCUCACACUUCAGUAGGAAACAUCUUGGGUUCCCUCAUCGCAGGUGUCUUCGUCUCCUCAGCAUGGGGGAUGUCUUUCAUCGUGCCAGGCCUCAUCAUCGCCUGCACUGGGAUCUUGUGCUUCUUCUUCCUGGUUGAGAAACCUGAAGACGUCAACUGCACUCCUCCUCAGCACCACGGUGAUCAGGAGAGCACUGAGACAGAGCCUCUCUUGCAGAACUCGUCUCACGCCGUCAACGGUUCCAUCACCACCGAGCCUCAGGAGAUUGUCGAGGAGCACGCUGAGGCUAUAAGCUUCUGCGGGGCUCUCAGUAUACCUGGAGUGGUGGAGUUCUCGCUCUGUCUGCUGUUCGCCAAGCUGGUCAGCUAUACUUUCCUGUAUUGGCUUCCUCUCUACAUCUCAAACGUUGCACAUUUUGAUGCAAAGGAAGCCGGAGACAUGUCGACGCUAUUUGAUGUAGGAGGAAUCGUGGGAGGCAUCAUGGCAGGCGUCGUGUCAGACUAUACUGGUGGGAGAGCAACGACUUGCGGUAUCAUGUUACUUCUUGCUGCCCCUAUGCUUUUCCUCUAUAAUUACAUCGGGCAAAGGAGCCUUGGCACUACAAUUGCUAUGCUGCUGGUAUGUGGAGGCCUGGUGAACGGACCAUACGCCCUGAUCACUACUGCUGUAUCUGCUGACCUGGGAACACAUGAGAGUCUGAGAGGAAACUCAAGGGCAUUGUCAACAGUGACGGCAAUUAUUGACGGGACCGGCUCAAUAGGCGCUGCGUUGGGUCCUCUGCUUGCCGGUGUGAUCUCUCCCACUGGCUGGAACAACGUCUUCUACAUGCUCAUCUCUGCCGACAUCUUGGCCUGCACGUUUUUGUCCAGGCUCGUUUUCAAGGAGGCUCAGGGCUGGUGUGGACGUCAACCUCGUGCCAGAGGGUUCAAAGAAUUCUGAAAUACACCACUUAAAAACUGGGAACCACACAUCAAAGAGGGAAACAAUGACAACUGACCUCACCUUACCGUGGACAGCGUCUUUCCAUCAUGGUCGAAUGGAUCAGGGAAGAUUCAAGGCACUAAACUGACGAUUCAAGCCUUCUUCUUAUUGUAAAACAGAGACAAUUAUAUCUUUAUUAAGACAACGCUUUUUUUAUGACUAAUCUACUCAUUCUGACUUGUUUGUUGUAUUAUUCUUUUAUCAUUAAAGUGUACAUACUAUCCAUUUUC